Molecule: messenger RNA, 5532 nt
Organism: Centrocercus urophasianus (Greater sage-grouse)
Lineage: Eukaryota; Metazoa; Chordata; Aves; Galliformes; Phasianidae
Gene: CCDC141
Product: coiled-coil domain containing 141
Exons: 30
Coding region: 315-5384 (1689 amino acids)
Source: RefSeq, a predicted model, not a curated record
GCUCCAUCGGGUGUCAGCAGCGAGCACGUAUCUGUAUAACAACCCAGCUCCAGUUAAAGUAAGCAAAGAGGCACAGCAGUAGCAAAGGGAAAAGAUUUCUCUCUUCUAAUACAGAUAAACUGCUUGAUUUUUGGCUUCAAGAAGGAUUUUUUUUUUGCUUUGGAGAAACAGACAGCAGAGUAAUCAGUGUUAGCUGAGCUCUUUCACUGAAUGACUUCAAGCAACCCUGCUUGUUGCUUUCUGAAAUGAAGAGCAGACUUUGUACGAGUGUUUCCAAGUCUGCUUUAAUGUAUGAAGUUCUGCUUUGAAACACCAUGUCAAAUGAAGCCAGUUUGGAGCAGAAGCUCUCUACAACAACCCUCAGUUCGGUUGCUGUUCAGGCUGGGAAUGCCAGUAUUGUUAUAGCUGUGUUGAAGUGUGGAAAAUGGGUGAAACUUCAGCUGGCUGAAUCAACACCAAAUUUAUUAGAAAUUGGCAGCAAUCAAGACGAAACAAAAAAACUGCUACAAGAUCAUGAACUCCUCCUCACUAAACUUAAGGCUUUGGAAGAUCAGGUGUGGAACCUGCUGCAUGAAGCAGACAAGGCUGCUGAGGAGAAUAAGGAGAAGAGUCAGGUGUAUGAUGCCAUGGCAGAGACGCUUGGGGAUGCAUGGGAUGCCCUUGUAAUUAUGUUAAAGAAGAGACAGGCUCUUCUGGAACUUACUACAGUGUUCUUUGAAAAUGCUCUGGAGUUUGCUGUUAAAAUUGACCAAGUUGAAGAUUUUGUGAAAAAUGCUCAAGAAUUUGACGACAUUGACAAUUUAAGAGAACUCCUUCUGCAACAGGAGCAUCAUACAAAAGAGCUCUUGGAAAAAUCACUUGCUCUUUUGAACAAAAGCCAUGAGCUAACUGAAUUCAUCGAAGAAUUCAAACGUGAGGGACCAAAUGCAAAUCCUGAGCUGAUUCAGGGAGCCCAGAGCAGCUGCUUGAAAAUUGACAACCUCCUUGAACUCCUACAAGACAGACGAAGGCAACUGGACAGAUCUCUUAAACACCAGCGUCGAGGUCUGGAGCAGGUUCUACAGAUUUGUCUAUGGCAUCAACAAGAGAACCAGGUAACAUCCUGGUACAAGAAAAACAUCAGAGAUUAUCUUCAAAAGGAAAACCUGGGCUCAUCGUUAUUGGAAAACGAAGAGUUACUUCAAAAGCAUAAAGAAAUGGAAAUUAAAGUGAAAGAAUGGAACUUCACUGUGGAACAACUAGAAGCUGAAGCGCUUAAGAUCUUGCUUUCAGAAGACUACACAGAAAAAGAGCAUUUAAAUAUUUCGAAUCAGAAGAUCCAUCUGUUAAGAGGAGAAGUAUGUUGCCAUAUGGAAGAGAGGAAAGCCUUGUUACAAGAGGCCAAUGACUUUUUUAAUACAGCUGAUAAGGCAGUUAAUGCUCUUGAGAAUUACCUUAAAAUCUUUAACUCAGAAGGCUUGAGUUUGCCUGUCCUGUCAAUGAAGUAUGAAGAAUUAAAGGAAGAAAUUAAAGGCUGCACAGCAAGUACGUUGCAAAAAGGACAAACUUUAAUUAAUAAAGCAGAUUCUCACAGCUCUUGGGUAAUAGGGAUUCAGAGAGCAAUAGAGAAUGUUAAGAAAAAAGAGGAUCAACUGAUCAGGCAGUGUCCAGAUGAUAAAGAACUCAUGUUGAAGAAGCAACAGUGGACUGUCUCACUUGAAGAUCAUCUAAAUAAGGUACUGCAGUCAAUUAAAAAAAUCACCUCAAGGCUUGCAGUCGAUGUGGAGGUUGGUUCCCAUCUGUCAGAGUCAGAAAGAAUUUUGAAUGAACACCUUGAGCUGGCAAAUCAAAUAAAGGAAACUUCAUGUGAACUGGGAGAAGCUGAGGGAAUCAUCAAAGACAUGAAAGAGUUUGAACCUGAGCAAGUGGCAGCUUUUAAAACCAAAACUGAUUUCUUGAAUGAAGAACUGAAAAAAGCUGAAAGAAAUAUUUGUACAAAAGUAGAAAUUCUAACAACUUAUGUGGCCUUUUUAAAGUCUUCAUUGGAGGUGAAUGACUACAUUCAAAAUCUGAAGGAAUUCUAUCAAGCAGAGCCUCUGCAAACAAGCAGGGGGGCUGAAAAUAAAAAUGCAAUGGAGUCAGUUAAUACAAAGUGGCAAGAAUCUAUAGAGAAGUUUUUUUCCACUGAAAAUCUGGGUCGCGUUUUUCUUAAUUUAGUAAAUAUGAUAAGUGACGGCUUAAUAUUAAAAGUAGAAAAAUCUGUACAAGUUAUAGAAGAAACCAUUAUCAAUUUGAGUAAAGAAAUGAAAGAACUGACUGAUCUUUGGGCAAUCUGGAAUUUUAAAAUUAAUCAAGGAAAACCUGUCAGGCAACAGUGCUGGAUAUUGGAAGAGCAACUAAAUAAGACUACGCAAGGUCUACAGUUUCUUCAAGAGGCACUCACACUUACGUCAACAGUUGAUCUUGGAAGUUAUGUUUGUCUUGCCUUAGAACAACAAAAACUUAACCAAAUGAAGCCACAGUUUCAGCAAAUGAAUGCUGAGCUGGAGUACAUGAUGAAAUUAUUAGAGUUGCCAAGUCAGAAAGGAUUUCCUGUGAAGGAGAAUUCUGAAAGAAUAAGUGAGCUUAUUCACCUUCAUCAAAUGGUGAAGAGCACAAUGACAGAGUAUGAUGAGAUUUUCAACAAGACGCUUAAAUUCCAUCAUGUUAAGAAAGAACUGGAAUGUCUAUCAAAAUCAGGAGAACUGGAUUUUCCGGAAAUUGCUGUGGUCCCUGAAGAUGUGCACCAUGCCAAAGCUUACCUUUUGAAUGCUCAAAAGAAACAUAUGCAUAUCAGACAGCUUUAUAAGCUGGCUAUUGACCAGGGAGUGGAUAUCUUGUCUGCAGUGCAGAAGCCUAAUUGCUUGAAUGUUUCUGUGAAGAAUCUUAAACAAGAACUUGCUCGACUUGAGUGUGACAGCAUUAACUGGAGCUCCAAAGCAGAUAAGUAUGAGGAAGAACUAUCACAGCACUUCCAAUACUAUAUCAGUCAAGAGGAGAUUAAUGAGCUUAGAGAAUCAUUUAAGGACCUCAAAAAGAAAUUCAACAAUUUGAAGUUUAACUAUAUUAAGAAAACUGAAAAAGCUCGAAAUUUGAAAGCACUUAAAAUACAGAUUCAGCAAGUUGAUACAUAUGCUGAGAAAAUACAGAUUCUUAAAAAGAAGAUAGAUAAUUUAGAGAAGAAAUUAGUAGACGCUGCAACAAAUGAACACAAUGUUAGAGUCAUGUUGGUGUCAAUCAGUGAGUUACAAAAACAGCUAAAUGAUUUUGGCAGAGUUGUGGAGGAUUAUAAGCAAAAUCUGGGCCUCACGGAGCGUCUGCAACUCAUGAUGGAAGAGUGUCAAUUUUGCUUUGAAGAUGUUAGUGCAACAGUCAUUAGAGUUGGCAAGUAUUCCGCUGAAUGCAAAACCAGAGAAGCAGUGGAGACCCUCUACAAGCAAUUCAAUAAGUUUAUUGAGUCUACAGUGCCUCAACAAGAAGAGAAGUUUCAGCAGAUUAUAGAUCUGGCUGAACAGUUAUAUGGUUUUGAAGAAGGAAAUAAGUAUGUUGAAAAAGCUGUAUCAAAGUACAAAGAAAUCCUUAAUUCUGUUGAUGAGUUGUGUAGAUCGCUGAGAGAAUUUAGGGAGAUUCAGAAAGAUGACUUUGGAGAGCUGGUUACUGCUCAAAAAAAAGGAAAUAGUCAAGAAGAAUGUGAAGACAAAGCAGAUGAAGAAAAGCAUCAGGAGAGGAAUAAAUUGGCUGAUAUUCCAAUUAUCUGCCCAGCUGGUGAGGAUCUUGUUUCACAGGAUACAGAGCUGUCAUCUUCAGCCAAAGAGGAUAGUUUACAGACUGAAUUCCUGGCAGAAGAAAUACCCUCUGGAGAUGAAUACGAGUGUAUAUCACCUGAUGAUAUCUCUUUGCCACCACUUUCUGAGACACCAGAGUCUAAUCUCUUACAUUCUGAAACCGAGCUAGAAGAGCAACGCUGUUGUAGUUCUCAUAAUCUGCAUGCCAGUUCAUAUAGCUUGCAAAUGCAGAAAACCUCCAGUGAUAAAAGAUUGAUGGAAUCAUCUGAUCUCUUAACAAAUUCUGCUUAUGCUGAUGCUACAAAUACUAGAAUGGAAAGGCCAUCAGCUCAGCUUGAGAAGUUUUGUAUCUCUUCAACAGAUUCUGGUCCAAAAGUCAGAGCAGAUUCUCCUCUGCCUUGUAGUUUACAAGCAGUAUGUGAAGCUAGUGCUGCUUCCUGCACAAUAAGUGCCAAACCAGCAUAUAGCACAAUGAGUGAAGCGCGCAAAACACUUUUGCAGCACCUUGAAAUUCAUAAAAGCAUGGCAGAAACACAAGAACAAUUGCAUGACUCAAAUAACUGUACUAAAACCCAGGACAGGCUGCAUGCUUUGCCUGAUGCAUUCUCAGGUUUCGUCUUUCAAUCAGACGCCACCAGAAGCUGUCAGAGGCAGAUGGUCAUCCGAGAAGAGAUUAAAAGUACAUCAGAAAAGAACAGCAUGGCCUGCCUAACUGGACAGGCUCCUAACUUCUCCCAGCUUCUGUCUAAUGUAACCGUCAUGGAAGGUUCUCCGGUAACUCUGGAAGUAGAAGUAACAGGAAUCCCAGAGCCUACACUGACAUGGUACAAGAAAGGCCAGAAAGUGACUGCUGAUGAGCACUUAAAGCUUUCCCAAAAGGAGACAAAGCAUACUUUAUUCAUUCAGAAGGUGUGUGAUAAUGAUGCUGGCCUCUAUGUUGCUCGGGCUAAAAAUUCUAGUGGCACUAUAUCAUCAAGUGCUAUUCUCCGUGUGCAAGUACAAGGAAGAUGGCCAAAUUUCAUACAGAAAUUUGGACACACAACUCUUCAAGAAGGAGAAGAUUUAAUCCUGCAUUGCACUGUACGUGGAAAGCCCAUACCACAUGUCUACUGGAGCAAGGAUGAUAUCCAAAUAGUUGCUGGAGACAUCAGUACUGAGAAAUUAGGAGAUAACUACUACCUGUUAAAAAGAAAUGUAGCUCUUGCUGAUACUGGGAAGUAUAUCUGUGUUGCCAGCAAUGAAGUUGGAAAGGCAUGCUGUUCUGCUAUAGUAACAGUGAUAGAGAAAAAUAAAAACCCAGAACUUUUCACUGUAAGUCAGGCUAAAUCAGAAUGGGAAAAUGGGUACUUCUCAACAAAAGGGGAUGUCACCAUAGCUGAACUUGUACAAGACCAGGACAUGUAUUGUGUGAGAGGCCAAAUGCCAGUCCUUAGGCAUCUCCCAGUAAGGUUUGAAGAGAAACUGUGGCUUCAAGGAGUGUAUCAUGAGCUUGUGAGACCACCAGAUAUUAGCUUCAGUCUGGAACAUGUUCCUGGUUUACUUCAGCCUACUGCCAAGGAUCAGAAGAUGAACUGCGAUUAAUGAGGGAGUUCAUCUUGUUUCCUGUGUCCCUGUGUGAUGAGAAAAUGAAUAUUUGAGAGCUAUUUGAUGUGUAUCUAGGUUGAAAUUUAUAUUUGAUUUCUCUAUAAAUCGUUAUUAAUAAAACUCACUAAUGCCCAGCAGUUAUUAA